AUGAGCCGACGCCUCAACCCGCUUCCGCAACUCGUGGCGGACCGCUUGGCCCGUAUCCAGGAGAACGUCGACCGCUCGAUCUGGGUCCGGCGCGAGCGGCUGGCCGUAGAAGGAAGCCCCGUUACGGACGAGAUGCUCGACGUCCGGCAGGCCGCCUCCCUCCUCUAUACCCCCGUAACGGCGGGCGAGCACUUCGGGGCGCCGCACGGCGACUGGUCGCACCGGUGGUUCCGCGUGGCGAUUCCCGCGGCCCGGGAAGGCGAGCGCGGCCGGCGCUUCCUGCGCUGGAAGUGCCAGGGGGAGACGACCGCGUUCAUCGACGGCGUGCCCUGGGCGGGCCUCGAUCCCGGCCACCCGACCUGCCCGCUGCCAGACACGGCGGCCGUCCUCUAUCUGGACACCGCCACUUGGCAAACCGGCAUCUGGACUCCCGAGCCGCCGGAGGCGAUCGGCCCGUAUGGGCUGCGCUUCGACUUCGCCGAGCUGCGCAUCCGCGACGCCGCCGCCUUGGGACCUGAAGUGGGACCUCGACGCGCUCCGGCAGCUCGGUGA
Molecule: messenger RNA, 552 nt
Organism: Geodia barretti
Lineage: Eukaryota; Metazoa; Porifera; Demospongiae; Tetractinellida; Geodiidae
Source: the annotation of a GenBank genome assembly